Molecule: messenger RNA, 1626 nt
Organism: Physella acuta
Lineage: Eukaryota; Metazoa; Mollusca; Gastropoda; Physidae
Product: mucin-2
Source: RefSeq, a predicted model, not a curated record
GAUCAGUAUACAUGUAAUUCUAAUUAGAAAUUCAAACAGUAAUUGAUUUGUUAUUUGUUAUUAUUGUAAUUAUUUUUUAACAAACGGGAAAUCAUUUCCAAAGUAAUUAGUACAGGCGCAGACUUGAUUUAUCCAACACUAAUUUACCAAGAAAAAUCUCACAGAGUUCUCAGGUACAGAAUCUUUGAGGUAGUAUGUCUUAGCUGCCAGCCUAGCGCAUGCCACUGGUCAGAUGGACUGAGGAGAUCAAAGCUACCAAUGUUGACCGGAUAGUUUGUUGGAUAGUCUGCAUGUCACGGUUGGGGGAAGAAAUGAAGCUCUGGAACUCUGCAAUAUGUACUUUGCUCGCCCUGUUGUUGAUCCACAGCCUCCACCCUCGGGUCAAGGCCACGCUAACUCCACCAAACUCAACCACAGAACAGACCUCGAACAUUUCUCCAGCACCCGAUGCCUUGUCCACUGUUACUGAUCCACCAAUCGUCAAUAAUCCACCAAGCGUCACUAAUCCACCAAUCGUCACUAACCCGCCUACAGUCACUGAUCCACCAAUUGUCAAUAAUCCACCAAGCGUCACUAAUCCACCAAGGUUCACUAAUCCACCAAGCGUCAUUAAUCCACCAAUCGUCACUAAUCCGCCAAUCGUCACUAAUCCGCCAAAGACUACGAAUGCCCCAGUCUUUGUCCACUCGCCAACUACAACAAUACCACCUGAAGUCCACACCACCGUGACGGCCGAAGCAUCUGAAAACUCGGACGAACCAGACUCGUGGAACUGGUGCACUAUAUUCCUGCUAGUCAUCUUUGUAUUUGUUGUAACGUCUUGUUUCAUAUUUUGUUCCUGUAUCACCGCAAUCAUAACCUCCAGACACCCAAGAGGCAACAGCAAUGUCCCGUUUCAUCCACGUCCACAGGACGCCAUGCCUGAACAGGACUUUGUUCCUAGAGGCUACCAGUACUCACGUUUAACAGAAACAGUGACACCAACGUCAUAUCCGGCUUACAAUCAACCGAGUACUUCCAACUGCGCGGCCCCCAUGUACAGGCGCCCCCCGCCCAACUACCCACCGUAUGCGCCGCUUGCCGUCCAUUCGUUGUUUUACGGCCAUGCUACUUGGGGUCUGAUGUCCAACAAGAACAAACGUUUGGCUAUAACUAACAUCCCAGAGGUCAAAGAUCAUCGGAUGAUGGAAGAAACUAGAAAUGGAGACGUGGAGACAAACACGGAUGGGGCUCAUGGAGAGGAAAUGAAUAUAGGUCAAGGCGACCUGCCUUGUGGUAAGCAUCAAGGAACGCUGACGUUUUUGGCGGGAGAGACGGAAGUGUGUGGCCUGGGGGACGGGGAUUUUUGCCAUAAAGGAGAUCCACCGGACACUGCCGUCUAGUCAGGCACGAGCUAUGAUUCAUGCCAUUCCGCUAGAACUUUCUAAAAACAUUGAUAACUGGAGUCUGUUUUUAGAAAAUAGCGUAUUUAAUUUUUAUGUAUGUGAUUUAUUACUGUUGUAAUUGGGUGGAUUUGUUGAAUUUGUAUCUUUUAAAAUGUGAUAACCUUAUGGCUUUAUUUUAAUUUUAUUUUGGAAGACCUAGAUCUAUAUUGUAUUAGCAUAUUAGCAUGUACUGAUAAUGUCA